AUGCGGGAAACAGGUUUCUGGUCAGGAUGUCACCAGGUUUAUGACGAUAACCGGACGGCGAUCGGAACCGUUAAAUCGGUUCGGCGGGUUCCGAUCUCAAGGAGCCUUGCCACCGCAAGCAGGGUUACGGAGAUGUAUGAGAUAGAGAUGCUCAAACAGGAGAUAGCUAUUGACGAGCAUAAAAUACCUCUUGCUGAUCUUUAUCAAAGGCUGAGUACCGACCCGUUCACCGGUAUGAGCAGUCAGCAGGUGGAAGUUGCUUUACAGAGGGAUGGAGAGAAUAAAAUAACAACACCAAUAGAGCCUCCGACCUGGGUCAGGUUUUGUAAAAACCUGUUUGGCGGAUUUUCCCUCCUUCUCUGGUUGGGAGCUUUCCUCUCCUUCGCGCAUUAUUCCAUCGAGACAGGAGUUCAUAGUGAAGUUUCACCGGAGAACUUGGUAUUAGGUUUUGCUCUGAUUAUCGUUAUUCUUAUCACAGGGAUAUUCUCUUUCAUACAGGUAUAUUUAUUCAUUUACAGAUCUCACGGAAAAAUAUGUCAGGAAGGAAAAGAAUCUGAAAUGAGACAAGAGUAUAACAGAUUAAUACCUAAUGAAGCUACGGUUAUCAGGGAUGGCGAGGAAUAUGGGUUGGAAGCAAGAGAAUUAGGAAAUUAG
Messenger RNA from Eurytemora carolleeae, 654 nucleotides. RefSeq names its product sodium/potassium-transporting ATPase subunit alpha. Gene Ontology annotation, biological process: intracellular potassium ion homeostasis; potassium ion import across plasma membrane; intracellular sodium ion homeostasis. Gene Ontology annotation, molecular function: P-type sodium:potassium-exchanging transporter activity. Lineage: Eukaryota; Metazoa; Arthropoda; Copepoda; Calanoida; Temoridae. The coding region runs from base 1 to 654 and encodes 217 amino acids. The record is from RefSeq and is a predicted model, not a curated record. The transcript has 7 exons.